GAACUGAUUCCAGAGUUCUAUUACCUACCAGAGAUGUUUGUCAACAGUAAUGGAUAUAGUCUUGGAGUCAGAGAAGAUGAAGUGGUGAUAAAUAAUGUUGAUCUCCCCCCUUGGGCAAAAAAACCUGAAGACUUUGUAAGGAUCAACAGGAUGGCCUUGGAAAGUGAAUUUGUUUCUUGCCAACUCCAUCAGUGGAUUGAUCUUAUAUUUGGCUACAAACAGCGAGGACCAGAAGCAGUUCGUGCUCUGAAUGUUUUUCACUACUUGACGUACGAAGGAUCUAUGAACCUGGAUAGCAUCACUGACCCUGUGCUCAGGGAGGCCAUGGAGGCACAGAUACAGAACUUUGGACAGACACCAUCUCAGUUACUAAUUGAGCCACAUCCGCCUCGGAGCUCUGCCAUGCAUCUGUGUUUCCUUCCACAGAGUCCACUCAUGUUUAAAGAUCAGAUGCAACAGGAUGUGAUCAUGGUGCUGAAGUUUCCAUCAAAUUCUCCAGUAACCCAUGUGGCAGCUAACACACUGCCCCACCUGACUAUCCCUGCUGUGGUGACUGUGACCUGCAGCAGACUGUUUGCAGUGAAUCGAUGGCACAACACAGUAGGCCUCAGAGGAGCUCCAGGGUACUCCUUGGAUCAAGCCCAUCAUCUUCCCAUUGAAAUGGAUCCACUCAUUGCCAAUAAUUCUGGUGUGAACAAACGGCAGAUCACAGACCUUGUUGACCAGAGUAUCCAAAUCAAUGCACAUUGUUUUGUGGUCACAGCGGAUAAUCGCUAUAUUCUCAUCUGUGGAUUCUGGGAUAAGAGUUUCAGAGUUUAUUCUACAGAAACAGGGAAAUUAACUCAGAUUGUAUUUGGCCAUUGGGAUGUGGUCACCUGCUUGGCCAGGUCUGAAUCAUACAUAGGUGGGGACUGCUAUAUUGUGUCAGGGUCUCGAGAUGCAACCCUGCUUCUCUGGUACUGGAGUGGGCGACACCAUAUCAUUGGAGACAACCCUAAUAGCAGUGACUAUCCUGCACCAAGGGCUGUUCUCACAGGCCACGACCAUGAAGUUGUCUGUGUUUCUGUCUGUGCAGAGCUUGGACUUGUUAUCAGUGGUGCUAAAGAGGGCCCUUGCCUUGUCCACACAAUUACUGGAGAUUUGCUGAGAGCCCUUGAAGGACCAGAAAACUGCUUGUUCCCGCGCUUGAUUUCUGUCUCCAGUGAAGGCCACUGUAUCAUAUACUACGAACGAGGGCGAUUCAGCAAUUUCAGUAUUAAUGGAAAGCUUUUGGCUCAAAUGGAAAUCAAUGAUUCAACACGGGCAAUUCUCCUGAGCAGUGAUGGCCAGAACCUGGUGACUGGAGGGGACAAUGGUGUGGUCGAAGUCUGGCAGGCCUGUGACUUCAAGCAGCUGUACAUUUACCCCGGAUGUGACGCUGGCAUUAGAGCAAUGGAUUUAUCCCAUGACCAGAGGACUCUGAUCACUGGCAUGGCUUCUGGUAGCAUUGUAGCUUUCAAUAUAGAUUUUAAUCGGUGGCAUUAUGAGCACCAGAAUAGAUACUGAAGACAAAUGAAGAACCAAAAGCCAAGUUAAAACUGAGAGCACAAGUGCUGCAUGGAAAGGCAAUAUCUCUGGUGGAAAAACUCGUCUCCAUCGCCUCCGUAUGUACAUUCCAUCACACCCAGCAAUAGCUGUACAUUGUAGUCAGCAGCCAUUUUACUUUGUGUAUUUUUUCAUGAAUAAAUACCAGCUUCUACCAAGCAAGCUUUUAUCAUGUAAAUUAUAAGAAUUGGGAAAUGUUUUGGUAAUUAUUUCAUAUAUUGUGGUUAAAUGAGAAAAGGUAGUAAGACGCACAAGAGACUUUUGACAAUUCUGAGGAACCUCGUGUCCAGUUGUUACGAAGUUAAGCUCUGAACCUAACCCGCAUCCCAUUUCCAGCCUCUUUUCAAGCUGAGAAAGAAAAAAAAAACAUGUUUGAUACUUUGUACAUCAGAUGCAUCUUAUUUAAAGGGAUACUUUUGUAAAAGUAAAACCUUGUAUAAAAAAAACAACCACAAUGUUUCUUAAUUUUAUUGUGGAGUUACAACUUGCAUGCUCUUUAACCCUGAUGUCUUGAUGGAAAAGGUGCAUCCAUACUAUGAAACAGAAAGAUCUGUCCAAGGACACAGCUCAUAUAAAAUGGUUGUAUUUGGGAUCAAUCGGUAAUCUUUGACAUUUUCGCUAAAAUAUGGUAUGUACUUUUUAAUCUAAAUUCAUCCCUUCCAAGUGAAAUUUGGUCAUAAAGCAUUUGGAUACUAAGCCAUUAUUUGCCAUUUUUUGGUACUUUAUACAUAGAAAAUUCAGCCCCACCCAUCAUAAUUUGAAGACACAGCAGAAAGGGGAAUUAGGGAUGAGGUCUGGGUUUUUAUUGUAUAAAUAGAGUCAUGAUCAUUAGUUCAAUAGUAAUGACUUCCCAGCUUCUGGACAUUUCUUCCAGAGUCAUCUGCUGGCUUCAUCUCUUUACAUUAGGGGAAGAGAAUCUGAUGCCUUUUGGUUGUUGUUGUUCUUGCUGUUUUGUUUUUCCCUUUGGUUCUUGAAUAGCUUAGUUUCUUUAAUAACAAGUUGGACUUAAUCAUGACAAUAACUAAAGUUAUUAUUUUAGGUUUCUGUGAAAUUCUCACCUAAAGCCACAUUCCUAAGGCACUUCAUCUUUUAUGAUAUAAAAUUAUGGCUAUCAAAUUAUUUUCCAUACAUUGUACUGAUCAAGUUAUAUACCCAAGGGUAUAUACACUUUAUUUAUGUUUCUUCUUUGUAUAUUUGGUGACUGUAUUGUCAUAGAUGUACAUAUUGUGUCAGUAGGGCUAUGAGGCAUGUUACAGGAAUGUAAUUUUCUCAGAAUUUACACUUACUUGCAGUCAUUUAUUUAAAAAGAUAAAACAGGAUAAUGGUUUCUUUCUAUUGGCACUUUGCACCAGAAACAUAUCAUUAUUUAUUUAUGUGAUUACUUAUUUGUUAUUCACCUGUACUAGUAAGUUUUAGAACUGAAUUCCUUUUUCAUUGUUGUUUGUAUUUAUGAAAUCCUGAAAUUGUGGGAAAUCAGAGUAAUGAUUAAGUUAUUCAUCACCAGGCUGUAAGCAAUAUCUUGAGUUUGUAGCUUAGAAUUGGGAGGACACAGAACAUCUGGAAGACAAGUUCAUUUCAUCUUGAGAUCAUGGUGGAAUAUUUUGGAUAUAUAAAUUCCUUAAGCUAUUGUAACCAUGUUUUAUUGCAAAGAUGUAAAAUACGCCAGAUGUGUGUGAGUUGGAUAUCAACAAAUGAAAAAUAAAAUAUGCAAAGAAUUGA
Messenger RNA from Myotis davidii, 3303 nucleotides. RefSeq names its product neurobeachin. Gene Ontology annotation, biological process: intracellular protein localization. The transcript has 11 exons. Gene Ontology annotation, molecular function: protein kinase binding. The annotation marks the transcript as partial. The record is from RefSeq and is a predicted model, not a curated record. Gene Ontology annotation, cellular component: cytosol; membrane. Lineage: Eukaryota; Metazoa; Chordata; Mammalia; Chiroptera; Vespertilionidae.